AGUCGACCAUUGUUAAACUAUAACCCUCGACAUUCAGGAACGAUUUCUCUUUCGUUAAAAAGUGCCAUGUCUGAUUUAACUAAAGAUUUACUAAUGCAAUAUUAUGGACUUGGUGCAGAAUCAAGUAACAAAAAGUUUCUGUCGAUACAUCGCUGCAUCGAAAACAUGAAGAAUGAAGAGGAGAACCAGGUUACCGAGGAAUCUGCCUUAGCCACUAACGAAGAAAAUGCAGCUGAUGAAGGGUCUCAGGGAGACAAUGAUGAAAAACGAAAACUUAGUAUUGCAAAUGAUUUAUAUCGACGACCCUUACGAGUUUUAGAUAACCUAGAGGAUGCAUAUGAUGGCGAUGAUAAUUUCGACUUGCGUGAUAUUGAUUUUGGACCAAAUAUCGCUUGCAAUAUUUUUGAAACUGCAUCAACUGAACAAUUGCAUGAGCAAUUACUCGAACAAUCGCUGAAUGAUGUUCCGUUGCAUUCUAUUAAAACAAAUAUUGAAGAACCAGAAGUAGAAACAAACGAUGCAACGAACACACAUAAAAGUGAAAUGAACCUGGCUCUCAUCAAGGAUAAUUCUUCAGAUAAUCUCUCAGAAGCUUCUUCUUCGACAAUAAGAGAAUCGCGAAGAUCAUCAAAAAGCAGUACAUGUUUGCCACCAUUAGUACGAAAAAAGGAACCCAUUUACAACGAAAUGUUUGUAGAUUUUUCGAAUACAGACUUGAAACAAUUUCCCAGUGAAAUACUGAGCAUCUUUCCACGAUUAAGGAUGCUAUACUUGUCAAACAAUCGUUUGAUUGAAAUUCCUGACGAAAUCUUUAGUGGCUUGAAAUAUUUAGAAUGGUUAGAUGUCAGGUAUAAUCAGCUUUCUUCUUUACCAACCACUGUCAAGUGGCAUUCGUGCUUAGAAACGAUUUUGCUUCAAGGAAAUAAAUUGGAAAAUUUACCAUUAGAGCUUUGCACCCUGCCAAAUCUGAAAACUCUCCAAGUGACGCAGAAUCCACUUAUUACGCCACCAAAAGAUGUCGUAACUUCUGGUUGCGCGGAAAUUUUGGAAUUUUUGCGUAUCGAGUGGAAUAAAGCACAUCCUGAAGAACAAGUAGAACCCAAAGACAAUAGAAUUGAACCAAAACUAUCGACAAUUUUAUGUUACCAAUCACCACGAAAAGAUAAGAAAAAAAUGCUACCAUUGAAGAACACUAUUUACAACAGAAAUAUAUCUAAACGAGAAAGACGUAAAUCGUAUAAGCCCAGUAACAGAUGUGAAAGUACAGGAGCAAAUGUUAUGGCGGAACAUCGUUUGUUAUGGUUCUCCAAACUAAAAGAAUUAUUUACUAAACAAACAGCAGUGCUUCAAAAAAUAAAGGAUGAAAAGGUUUUAAAAGAGUGGAGACGGGAUAAAAGAAGUUACAGUAAAGCCAUGGAAAAGGCAAUAAAAAGAAACGAAGAUGACAUUCCGUUUGGUUUCAAUGUUGAAGAUUAUACUUCUAUAUUCAAACAAAAUUCUAAACUGAAAAAUUUGGGAUCAAAAGUAAAAAACAAGAAAAGAUUUAUACCCCCGACAGAUAUUAACAAAAAGAUUAACGAACUGUUAGAAUCCUUAAAUAAACUUGAAAUAAAUACUACAGACGAAAUAACUCCUAGAUCCAAACAGAAUCUGUAUAGGAAUGAAAUAGAAAAGAUAUUACAAUUCCAAAGUGAAAUUCAGAAUUUGCAAAAAUACAAUGACAUCGCAAUGGUACCAUCGAAAAAUUAAACAGACUGUAACGAUUCUAGUAAAAUUAUCGAUCACUGUCCGAUACAAUCGAUGUCGAUUUCGACUACACCAGGAGUAUCAGUCUUGACAUGUUUAUUUAAA
Eufriesea mexicana is the source of this 1851-nucleotide messenger RNA. RefSeq names its product E3 ubiquitin-protein ligase LRSAM1. Bases 67 to 1749 code for a protein of 560 amino acids. Gene Ontology annotation, cellular component: cytoplasm. The transcript has 12 exons. NCBI's taxonomy places the organism in Eukaryota, Metazoa, Arthropoda, Insecta, Hymenoptera, Apidae. Gene Ontology annotation, molecular function: protein binding. The record is from RefSeq and is a predicted model, not a curated record.